AGCCUCAGCGGCGGCCAUCUUGGUACGUCGGUCUCCUUCGGCUGGGGGCGGGGCAACCAGUGCGGGGUUCGGAACCUGAGGGGUGGGGCCGGGGGUCGCUGAGGCCAAAGGGGAGGCCGCGAUCAGGCGGGGGGGCUGCGAGGCGAGUUCAGCUCCCCCCGCGGGUCUCACCGCGCCGCCGCGGGGCAGAGCCCAGCUAGCACCAUGAGCGCCGAAGCCGCUGACCGGGAAGCGGCCACUUCUAGCCGGCCUUGCACUCCGCCGCAAACCUCCUGGUUCGAGUUCCUGCUGGAGGAGGCGCUGCUGGAGGCGCAUCUGCAGAAGCCCUGCCCUGAUCCUCCACCUGUUCAGUUGAUUGUCCAGUUUUUAGAGCAGGCUUCUAAGCCAUCAGUGAAUGAGCAGAACCAGGUCCAGCCUCCACCUGAUAACAAGAGAAACCGCAUUUUAAAACUUCUUGCUCUUAAAGUUGCUGCACACUUAAAGUGGGAUUUGGAUGUACUAGAGAAAAGCUUGUCUGUUCCUGUAUUGAAUAUGUUGCUGAAUGAACUACUAUGCAUUAGCAAAGUUCCUCCAGGAACUAAACAUGUAGAUGUGGACCUAUCCAGUUUACCUCCAACCACUGCAAUGGCUAUAUUGCUCUACAAUAGAUGGGCCAUUAGGACCAUUGUCCAAAGUAGUUUUCCUGUAAAACAAGUGAAACCUGGUCCACCUCAAUUAAGUGUAAUGAAUCAGAUACAACAGGAAAAGGAACUUACAGAAAAUAUAUUAAAAGUGCUGAAAGAGCAGGCUGCUGAUUCCAUCCUGGUGCUAGAAGCAGCACUUAAAUUAAACAAAGAUCUUUAUGUCCACACUAUAAGAACUCUGGAUUUAUUAGCCAUCGAGCCUGGUAUGGUGAAUGGAGAAACAGAGAGUUCCACAGCUGGAUUGAAAAUCAGUACUGAGGAAAUGCAAUGCCAGGUCUCUUAUGAUUUGGGUGCAGUCUACUUCCAGCAGGGCUCCACAAAUGCAUCUGUUUAUGAAAAUGCCAAGGAGAAGUUUUUUAGAACAAAGGAAUUGAUUUCAAAGAUUGGUUCAUCAUCACUUCAUUGUACCAUAGAUGAGAAGAGGUUAGCUGGGUACUGUCAAGCUUGUGGAGUUCUUACAUCAUCUUCCAAUAGCACAUCACAACAGUCAACUCCUUAUAGUCAAAUCCAUUGCUGUAUGAGAUGUGGCAACUAUCAGGAGUUAGUGAAGAUUUUUCUCGAAGAUAAUCGAACUCUCAGUUUACCUGUUCAGUUCAGACAGUCUGUGCUGAGAGAACUCUUCCAGAAGGCGCAGCAGGGGAAUGAUGCUCUAGAUGAAAUCUGUUUCAGAAUCUGUACAUGCAACACUGUAUGUGAUGUAAUGCAAGGUCGAGCAAUUGGUAUUCAGUUUAACCAACUAUUUCUUAAACCGAACAAAGAGAAAAUAGACUUUCUUCUUGAGGUUUGUUCAAGGUCAAUAAACUUAGAACAUGCUUCAGAAUCUUUGAAAAGAAAAAUGGCCGCUUUUCUCAAGAAUAUGUGUUUGAGUUUGGAAGAUCUUCAGCUUGUCUUCAUGAUUUCCUCUCAUGAGCUGUUCAUAACCUUGCUGAAAGAUGAUGAACGGAAGCUGCUUAUUGAUCAAAUGAGGAAAAGAUCACCUCGAAUCAAUCUGUGCACUAAACCUGUGACUUCGUUUUAUGAUAUUCCAGCAUCAGCAAGUGUCAAUAUUGGCCAGCUGGAACAUCAGCUUAUAUUAUCAGUGGAUCCCUGGAGGAUUCGCCAGAUUUUGAUUGAGUUGCAUGGCAUGACGUCAGAACGCCAAUUCUGGACAAUUUCUAGCAAGUGGGAAGUACCAAAUGUUUAUGGCAGUGUUAUCCUAGGAAUUAAAGACAACUUGACUAGAGAUUUGGUCUACAUCCUGAUGGCAAAGGGGUUACACUGCAGUGCAAUUAAGGAUUUUGUCCAUGCAAAGCAGCUUUUUGCUGCUUGCCUGGAGCUUGUGACAGAGUUUUCUCCAAAGCUGCGCCAGGUCAUGCUGAAUGAGAUGCUGCUCUUAGAUAUUUACACUCACGAAGCAGGAGCAGGGGUUUCUGGAGAACGUCCUCCUUCUGAUUUGAUCAGCAGAGUCCGAGGAUAUUUGGAAAUGAGGGUACCUGAUAUUCCUCUUCGACAAGUUGUAGCAGAGGAAUGUGUUGCCUUCAUGUUAAACUGGCGGGAGAAUGAAUACUUAACUAUGCAAGUUCCUUUACUUCUGGUUCAGACUAAUCCUUAUGUGAAGGUAAUGGAUGUUCAGAGUGAAAGGGGCAAGAUGCCAUACUAUGCCUCUUUUCUUUUUCUUUUCAAGGCUCCAGUACUUCUGAAGUUGGGGCAACUUUUGGCUGCUACAUGCAAAGAACUUCCAGGCCCCAAAGAAAGUAGACGGACAGCUAAAGAUCUUUGGGAAGUUGUUGUGCAGAUCUGCAGUGUAUCCAACCAGCACAAGCGAGGGAAUGAUGGCAGAGUGAGUUUAAUAAAACAUAGAGAGUCUACAUUAGGCAUUAUGUACAGGAAUGAAUUACUCUCUUUUAUCAAAAAGUUACGGGAACCACUGGUUUUGACUACAAUAUUAUCCCUGUUUGUUAAGCUUCAUAAUGUUCGGGAAGACAUUGUGAAUGAUAUUGCAGCAGAGCAUAUUUCUAUUUGGCCAUCAACUAUUCCCAACCUUCAGUCAGUGGAUUUUGAAGCUGUAGCUGUUACCGUAAAAGAGCUGGUCAGUUAUGCCCUGACUAUAAACUCAAACAACCACUUCUGGUUAAUUAUCCAGGCAGAUAUUUAUUUUGCAACAAAUCAAUAUUCAGCAGCCCUUCAUUAUUACCUUCAAGCAGGAGCAGUAUGCUCUGAUUUCUUUAAUAAGAUGGUAUCGCCUGAUGUAUACACGGACCAGGUGAUAAAAAGAAUGAUAAAGUGCUGUUCUUUGCUCAACUGCCACACCCAGGUAGCAAUUUUAUGUCAGUUCCUCAGAGAAGUAGACUAUAAAACCGCAUUUAAGGCACUGCAGGAACAAAACAGCCAUGAUGCUAUGGAUUCUUACUAUGACUACAUCUGGGAUGUUACCAUUUUGGAAUACUUGACAUAUCUCCAUCAUAAGAGAGGAGAGACAGACAAGAGACAAAUAGCAAUUAAAGCUAUUGGCCAGACUGAGCUGAAUGCCAGCAAUCCAGAAGAAGUACUGCAACUUGCUGCACAGAGACGAAAAAAGAAAUUUCUUCAAGCAAUGGCAAAACUUUACUUUUAAACAUUCCUAUAAAUGCUGGUGUAGAGUGGAAAAUAUUUCACUUUAUUUAACUCAUGUGUUGAGUAUUUGAAAUUUAUACAAUACAUAUUUACAAGCA
This is a messenger RNA of Chelonia mydas (Green sea turtle), 3373 nucleotides long. RefSeq names its product integrator complex subunit 8 (gene INTS8). Gene Ontology annotation, cellular component: integrator complex. Lineage: Eukaryota; Metazoa; Chordata; Testudines; Cheloniidae. The record is from RefSeq and is a predicted model, not a curated record. Gene Ontology annotation, biological process: snRNA 3'-end processing. The transcript has 27 exons. The coding region runs from base 205 to 3276 and encodes 1023 amino acids.